This is a messenger RNA of Danaus chrysippus (African queen), 642 nucleotides long. Lineage: Eukaryota; Metazoa; Arthropoda; Insecta; Lepidoptera; Nymphalidae. The record is from the annotation of a GenBank genome assembly.
UUGCAAGUUCGCUGUGAAAGUGACAACGAAAUGAUGACCAACAUGAAAAAUUCACUAUACGAGUCCAUGAACAGUAGAUAUUCAUCAGUGAAAAAACUCCCUUCGUUGAUGGUAGCGACAAUAUUGGACCCAAGGUUUAAGUCUAUGUACCUCAAUUCCAAUGAAGUAGACAUUGUUGUUACAGAGCUAAUAUCUUUCUUGACCGAGUCUGAAGGCAACAAAAAAUCAUCCCGCAACACUGAUAAUGAUAACGCCAAUGUUUCUGUGGCUUCAACUUCAACAUGCGUCCCGCAAGCUCACAGCAUACAGCAAGAAAAAGAAAGUCUUUGGGAUGUGCACGAUAAUACGUCUAGUCAAACAGAGACCACAGAAUCUGAAGGCACAAACCACUUUCUAAAAGAAAAGAUUCAGUCUUACCUAUCGGAGCCACUAUUACAACGUAAUGCUGACAUAUAUAGUUAUUGGAACUGCAGUCCAUAUCCUAUAUUGAGAAGUGCUGUUUUAAAAUAUCUUUCAGCUACACCUACCAGCGUCCGGAGCGAGCAGUUAUUCAGUGCAGUUGGCCAAAUAUACUCGGAUCGUGACAAUAAUUUAAAUGGCGAAAAUGUAGAAAAACUGCUUUUCAUGGCGUACAAUAUUUAA